AAAAAAAUGAAAUUGUGGUCUAAAAUUGAAGGAGAUAGCAGGUGAAGUUCUAUAGUUUUUUCUUCACAAACCAAACCUGAAAUUGAACUGACAUGGCCACUGUUGCAACUAGAGGAAUUGGAGUAGGAGUGACAAAGCUCCAACACCACAAACCUAAGCAAAAGUCACUGUUUUUUGGCCAUAGACUUAGAAUUAGACCCUGUGUUGAGCCACAAUGCAGUGCAAGGUUCACUGUCUCAAACCCAAAAUUGUUUCAAGUUUUUGCACUAGGGGGUGAGUGGGUUGAAUCAAUUCACAACCUUUUUGUUGGUGUUGGUGUUGGGCUUCCAUGCACUGUGAUGGAGUGUGGAGAUAUGAUCUACAGGAGCACUCUUCCUAAAUCAAGUGGCUUAACAAUCACUGCCCCUGGGGUGGUUCUGGCUUUGGGUGCUCUCUCUUACCUUUGGGCUACACCUGGUGUGGCACCUGGUUUCUUUGACAUGUUUUUUCUUGCUUUUGUUGAAAGGUUGUUCAGACCCACUUACAGAAAGGAUGAUUUUGUUCUGGGGAAGAAGUUGGGGGAGGGAUCAUUUGGAGUGGUUUAUAGAGUGUCACUGGCCAACAAGCCCUCUUCAAAGGAAGGUGACUUGGUUUUGAAGAAGGCGACUGAAUAUGGUGCUGUAGAAAUCUGGAUGAAUGAGCGCGUGCGAAGAGCUUGUGCAAACAGCUGUGCAGAUUUUGUUUAUGGUUUUCUUGAGAGCUCGACAAAGAAAGCUCCUGAAUACUGGCUUAUAUGGCGGUUUGAAGGGGAUGCCACCCUAGCUGACCUGGUGCAGAGUAGAGAGUUUCCAUACAAUGUUGAAACAUUGAUUCUGGGUGAGGUCCAAGACUUGCCCAAGGGAUUGGAAAGAGAAAAUAGAAUAAUUCAAACAAUCGUGAGGCAGAUCUUGUUUGCAUUGGAUAGUCUUCACUCAACUGGUAUUGUGCAUAGGGAUAUUAAGCCGCAAAACAUUAUUUUCUCUGAAGGUUCUCGUACAUUCAAAAUCAUUGAUCUCGGAGCUGCUACAGACCUACGAGUUGGCAUCAACUAUAUUCCUAAGGAGUUUCUUUUGGAUCCAAGGUAUGCUGCACCAGAGCAGUACAUCAUGAGCACGCAAACUCCAUCUGCACCCUCAGCUCCGGUUGCAACUGCACUUUCCCCAGUCUUAUGGCAGUUGAAUUUGCCUGACAGAUUUGAUAUCUAUAGUGCUGGCCUAAUCUUUCUUCAAAUGGCAUUCCCUGGUUUACGCACUGAUAAUAGCCUCAUACAAUUCAAACGUCAAUUAAAAAGGUGUGACUAUGAUUUGGUUGCAUGGAGAAAAAGUGUAGAGCCUCGAUGCGGCCCUGAACUCAGGAGGGGCUUUGAGCUGUUGGAUUUAGAUGGUGGAAUCGGAUGGGAACUUCUGACAUCAAUGGUACGAUACAAAGCAAGGCAAAGGCUGAGUGCAAAAGCAGCAUUAGCUCAUCCUUACUUCGAUAGAGAAGGCCUGUUGGCAUUGUCUUUCAUGCAAAAUCUGAGGCUGCAGCUCUUGCGCGCAACUCAACAGGAUUAUGGAGAAGCUGCCAAGUGGAUUAUUCAGCUCAUGGCAAAAUCAGGAACACAGAAGGAUGGUGGAUUUACUGAAGCUCAGCUCCAGGAACUGAGAGAAAUUGAACCCAAGAAGGCUAAUGUACAGAGAAAUGCUCUAGCUUCAGCACUUAAACUUCAGAGGAAAAUUAUAAGAACCAUAAAUGAGAGUAUGGAUGAGCUGAACAGACGCAAGAAAAGAAUUUGGUGGAGCAGAUGGAUUCCGAGAGAGGAAUGAAAAUUGUAAAUACAUAAUACCCAUUUUUUCUUUUAAAAAUUUUAGUCUAUAGUUUGUAUAUCAAAAUUAAUUAUAUUGAUCAGAUAGAACAAAGUUUAAUAUGAAUUUAAAAAAGAAAAGAAAGAAACUAACUGGAUUCUUAUAUUUUUGGUCAUAAACUAACUGGAAUCUGAUGGAUGCAUACCUGAUGUCUUUUGACUGCACCGGCCACCUUAUUUAUUUAACAUAUUUUCAAAAG
Messenger RNA from Gastrolobium bilobum, 2061 nucleotides. Its product is annotated as serine/threonine-protein kinase STN7, chloroplastic. The transcript has 10 exons. Gene Ontology annotation, biological process: protein phosphorylation. Bases 93 to 1823 code for a protein of 576 amino acids. NCBI's taxonomy places the organism in Eukaryota, Viridiplantae, Streptophyta, Magnoliopsida, Fabales, Fabaceae. Gene Ontology annotation, molecular function: ATP binding; protein kinase activity. The record is from RefSeq and is a predicted model, not a curated record.